Molecule: messenger RNA, 3175 nt
Organism: Lates calcarifer (barramundi perch)
Lineage: Eukaryota; Metazoa; Chordata; Actinopteri; Centropomidae
Gene: otx1
Product: orthodenticle homeobox 1
Biological process (GO): regulation of transcription by RNA polymerase II; multicellular organism development
Cellular component (GO): nucleus
Molecular function (GO): RNA polymerase II cis-regulatory region sequence-specific DNA binding; DNA-binding transcription factor activity, RNA polymerase II-specific
Source: RefSeq, a predicted model, not a curated record
AAGGUGAUCAAUCUCCAUCCGUCUCCAUUAGAAAUCACCUUAACACUCUGACAGACAACGACAAGCCCCCUUGAAAGCAAAUGAGUUUGAUUUAUUUGGCUGGUAAAAACACCCGGAACCGCACCGAGGACGCGGUGACGCCCGUGUGCCGAUAACCUGCCGACUGCGAGUCUCUCUCUUUCCCCCGUGAUGCCGCUCGGUUUGCACACUGUUGUUUGUUUUUGAACAAGUCUGCUGCCGCUGCUGCUGCUCGAGUUUUGUGCCCCGCAGACUUCCUACUGCUGGAUAAUUUUACUGCUGCUCGCCUCGUGUGGCCCGAGCUGCUUCGGGGAGAAGGAGAAGGAGAAGAAAAACAAGUGACUUAGAUCGGCCCCCUGUCCCGUCAAGCUGCAGCAUCGGGGGAAACCGAACCACUGGCCUGAGCUGGGUGGAGCAGUGACCGCCUGUAGCAUGAUGUCCUACCUCAAACAGCCCCCCUACGGCGUCAACGGCCUGGGGCUCAGCGGCGCUGCCAUGGACCUGCUGCACCCCUCAGUGGGCUACCCGGCGACUCCAAGGAAGCAGCGGCGGGAGCGGACCACCUUUACCCGCUCCCAGCUCGACGUCCUGGAGGCUCUGUUCGCCAAAACCCGCUACCCGGAUAUCUUCAUGCGGGAGGAGGUCGCACUGAAAAUCAACCUGCCCGAGUCCAGAGUCCAGGUGUGGUUCAAGAACCGGAGGGCCAAGUGUCGCCAGCAGCAGCAGAGCGGCAGCAGUGCCAAAGCCAGGCCGCCCAAGAAGAAGUCUUCUCCAGCCCGGGAGAGCACUGGAUCCGAGAGCAGCGGCCAGUUCACACCUCCUGCCGUCUCCAGCACCGGCUCAUCCUCCUCUUCCUCCUCCUCCACCAAUCACACAGGCCCAACAGCGCUCAGCAGCACCUCUACCUCCAUCAGCACAGUCUCCUCCAUCUGGAGCCCAGCUAUCUCCCCGGGAAACGCUCCUGCUCCUGCUGUGGCCCCACUCCCCGAGCCCGGACCCCCAUCCAACGCGUCCUGUAUGCAGCGUUCAAUGUCAGGCUCUGCUGCCGCCGCCACUUCCUACCCCAUGUCCUACAACCAGACGCCGGGCUACGGCCAGGGCUACCCUGCCCCCUCCAGCUCUUACUUCAGCGGCGUGGACUGCGGAUCCUACCUGGCCCCCAUGCACUCCCACCACCAUCCCCACCAGCUCAGCCCCAUGACAGCCUCCUCCAUGUCAGGCCACCCGCACCACCACAUCAGCCAGUCAUCAGGCCACCACCACCAUCACCACCAUCACCAGGCCUACGGCGGCUCUGGCCUGGCCUUCAACUCCUCCGACUGCCUGGAUUACAAAGAGCAGACUGCAGCCUCCUCGUGGAAGCUCAACUUUAACACCACAGACUGCUUGGACUACAAAGACCAGGCCUCCUGGAGGUUCCAAGUCUUGUGAUCAGGCUUUUCUUCCCUCCCUGCUCGUCUGCUCCCUCUUCUUUUUAUUUUCCAGAUUAGCUUAUUGCUUGUUUUUAAAGACAAAAAGAGUUUAUGAACCAUAAGAUAACAAGAUAGCAGCAGGAAUGCUCAGCAAUCGGACUUUGUUUUUUUUUCCUCCCUCUCGUCCUCCGCGUCUUUUAAAAAAUUAAAAAUAAAAAAAAAAAGAAGAGAAACAGUCUCUCGAGUCCUGUGAAGAGAAAACAUCAGGAGCAGUUUCCUGACAACAUAGAAUGGGUUUUUAAGACGCCCCCUCUUGGAUGACCUUAACAAAACCAAACUGUUUUUCAAAACAACAACAAAAAAAAAGUCAUUUUGACCAAACUCCUUUUACCACCAGCUCUCUGGCUCUCUGGAUGGGAGGAAUAUUUUCCCCUCUGGUGCACCAACAGGAACUGCCUGCAGUGCCCCUCUUUACCUCCAACCCAAUCAAAUCCUGUAUAGUUUUUAUUUCUGAAAUUUGUUAUUUUAGGAUGACAGAGAUUUUUAGUCAGCUGCGUUGAGGAGCUGAAAUAUGUAAAUAUGUAUUUGGGUCAGUUACAGUGACCAUGUUUAGUUGGUGUUUUUUCGAAUUUGAAAUUGUUUAUUACCACUUUGGGAGAAAAAAAGAAAAAAAACAUAUGUAAAUCUUUCCAAAUAUUCCAAAGAGAACAAAUUGGCCAUGAAGUUCAGCUUUUAUAUACAUUGUUUUACUCAGAAAAGAAUACGUUUUGGCAAUUUAAAAUGUCUUGGAAAAACUCUAAAUCUAAAAAUAUAGAUGCAGAACUAUUCUGGGCAUUUGUCCAGGUUACAUUUUGUUUUCUGGAUAUUAUUAUUAUUAUAAUUAUAAUUAUUAUUAUUAUUAUUCUAGCCUCUACAUUUUCAAACCAGACCUCCUCUCUUGGGCAUUGUCGUGAUUAUUGGACAUGUUUGAACCGCAGCACUUGGCUUGAUAUUGGAGUCAAAGCAUUUUUUUUAUUAUUUUUUUGGAGAGGAAAAAUGGAUUUAUAGCUCCAACAUGACAGUGAGAUGUUGAAUGUAUCUUUAAGGCGACCACCCUUACAUACAUGUUCAUCCAAUAAAGAUCCGUUAAGUCAUAUUUAUUUUUCUACAGUGGAUUCUGUCUCAGCUUGAUUCCCAACAGGGAGUCGAGUUUUUCUUUUUUUAGAUGCAUGUACACCAGCAAAUUACAGAACUCAAGAUUCUUGUUUUCUCUCAUUUGAACUAGUCACACUUUAUUUAAAAGCUUGUUGAUUUAGUUUUUUUUCCCCUCCUAAUUAUAACGGGGUAAAUGCAAAUUAGUCCAUAAUUAAUACAAGCCGUGAACGCGUGUAGGCCCGCAUUUCCAUUUUAGAGAGCAACCAGUUUAAUCCUCUCUGUCUUAAAUUGAAACACUAACAUCUCUCCUUGCUUUAGGGAGACCAAGUGUCUUUUUAAACUGUGGCGUUAAAAAGCCCUAAAUAUUGAGCCGGGAGACAUUUGAUCGAGGCGUAAUUGAAUGCAGCGCUGUAAUGGCGUGAUAAUUACUCCUGCGCCCUGAGUUGGUUUCUCCAAAAUAACCUGCAGGAAUUUCACUGCCUCUGAUGCGGUAAUUACGUAGGUGGGGCCAGGUUAGGGGGUCAGAUCUAAGUGUGUGUGUGUAAUGCGUUCAUGCUCGCAGGCAUAAACGCAUUAUAAAAGGGGGGUGUUGGUGGUAGGGAGAAAAAAAA